Molecule: messenger RNA, 440 nt
Organism: Ixodes scapularis (black-legged tick)
Lineage: Eukaryota; Metazoa; Arthropoda; Arachnida; Ixodida; Ixodidae
Gene: RpL37a
Product: 60S ribosomal protein L37
Exons: 4
Coding region: 91-393 (100 amino acids)
Biological process (GO): translation
Cellular component (GO): cytosolic large ribosomal subunit; ribosome
Molecular function (GO): RNA binding; structural constituent of ribosome
Source: RefSeq, a predicted model, not a curated record
UUUAAUCGACAGACUACUAGCGCCACCACGUUUACCUUCUCCAGAUAUUGGCUGUUGGGAAGUCCUUUCGCCGUUCGGUAGAUCGUCAACAUGACGAAAGGUACCUCCAGUUUCGGAAAACGGAGGAACAAGACCCACACGCUGUGCCGGCGGUGUGGCCGCAGCAGUUACCACAUCCAAAAGUCGAAAUGUGCCCAGUGCGGUUACCCCAACAGCAAGCUGAGGCACUUCAACUGGAGUGUCAAGGCUAAGAGGAGGAAGACCACUGGCACUGGCAGGCUGCGUCACCUCAGGAAGGUCUGGAGGCGUUUCAGGAAUGGAUUCCGCGAGGGAGGCCUUCAGAAGUCUCAGAAGCACGCAGGAGCUGCUGCGUCCGUGGCUGCCCCCAAAUGAUCAUGUACAAAGAUCGUACACCCAAUAAAACCUGAGUCCCCACACAA